GUGACAGUGGUUUCCCCCCAGAGCUGUCUCUCGUCUCCCCAGUAGCUCUCGAACCGUUGCCCUUUUCUCAGGCAAUCGCUUCUUGCUUCUUCCCUUUUCUCAAGCAAGGCUCAGAUCGCGGGGUGAAAACUUCGACCCCGCUCUGUUCCCACAUCAACAACUUCGACUUUUCACACCACAACACAUAGACAGGUUAUCCCGUCAAUACCGUCAAGAUGGUCAACUUCACGAUCGACGAGAUCCGGGCCCUUAUGGACAAGCCCACCAAUGUCCGUAACAUGUCCGUUAUUGCCCACGUCGACCACGGCAAGUCUACCCUUACCGACUCCCUUCUCGCCAAGGCCGGUAUCAUCUCCACCGCAAAGGCUGGUGAUGCUCGAGCGACAGAUACUCGUGCCGACGAGCAGGAGCGUGGUAUCACCAUCAAGUCCACUGCCAUCUCCCUGUUCGGCCAGCUCUCCGAGGACGACGACGUUGCCGACAUCGUUGGCCAGAAGACCGACGGCAAGGACUUCCUCAUCAACCUGAUUGACUCCCCCGGUCACGUUGAUUUCUCCUCUGAGGUUACCGCUGCUCUCCGUGUCACUGAUGGUGCUCUCGUCGUCGUCGACACCGUUGAGGGUGUCUGUGUCCAGACCGAGACUGUGCUCCGACAGGCCCUCGGUGAGCGCAUCAAGCCCGUCAUCAUCAUCAACAAGGUCGACCGUGCUCUUCUCGAGCUUCAGGUCUCCAAGGAGGAUCUGUACCAGUCCUUCUCCCGAACCAUCGAGUCCGUCAACGUCAUCAUCUCCACCUACCUUGACAAGUCCAUUGGUGACAUCCAGGUCUACCCCGACAAGGGCACCGUCGCUUUCGGUUCCGGUCUGCACGGCUGGGCUUUCACCAUCCGCCAGUUCGCUGUCCGAUACGCCAAGAAGUUCGGUGUUGACAAGAACAAGAUGAUGGAGCGUCUCUGGGGCGACAACUUCUUCAACCCCAAGACCAAGAAGUGGACCAAGAACGGCACCUAUGAGGGUAAGCAGCUCGAGCGUGCCUUCAACCAGUUCAUCCUCGACCCCAUCUUCAAGAUCUUCGCCGCCGUCAUGAACUUCAAGAAGGACGAGAUUGCCACCCUCCUCGACAAGCUCCAGCUCAAGCUCCCCACUGAGGACCGUGAGAAGGAGGGCAAGCAGCUCCUCAAGGCUGUCAUGCGAACUUUCCUCCCCGCUGCCGACUCUCUCCUCGAGAUGAUGAUUCUCCACCUUCCUUCCCCCGCCACUGCCCAGAAGUACCGUGCUGAGACUCUGUACGAGGGUCCCCCUGAUGAUGAGGCUGCCAUUGGUAUCCGUGACUGUGACCCCAAGGGUCCUCUCAUGCUCUACGUCUCCAAGAUGGUGCCCACCUCCGACAAGGGUCGAUUCUACGCCUUCGGUCGUGUCUUCUCCGGUACCGUCCGAUCCGGUCUCAAGGUCCGCAUCCAGGGCCCCAACUACGUUCCCGGCAAGAAGGACGAUCUCUUCAUCAAGGCUAUCCAGCGUACCGUCCUCAUGAUGGGCGGCAAGGUCGAGCCCAUCGACGACAUGCCCGCUGGUAACAUUGUUGGUCUGGUCGGUAUCGAUCAGUUCCUUCUCAAGUCUGGUACCCUCACCACCAGCGAGACCGCCCACAACCUCAAGGUCAUGAAGUUCUCCGUCUCCCCCGUCGUCCAGCGUUCCGUCCAGGUCAAGAACGCCCAGGAUCUCCCCAAGCUCGUUGAGGGUCUUAAGCGUCUGUCCAAGUCUGACCCUUGCGUUCUUACCAUGACCUCCGAGUCCGGUGAGCACGUCGUCGCCGGUGCCGGUGAGCUGCAUCUCGAGAUUUGCCUCAAGGAUCUCGAGGAGGACCACGCUGGUGUUCCCCUGAUCAUCUCGGACCCCGUCGUCCAGUACCGUGAGACCGUCACUGGCAAGUCCAGCAUCACUGCUCUGUCCAAGUCUCCCAACAAGCACAACCGUCUGUACAUGGUUGCCGAGCCCAUCGAUGAGGAGCUCUCGCUCGCCAUUGAGGCUGGCAAGGUCAGCGCCCGUGACGAUUUCAAGGCUCGUGCCCGUGUCCUGGCCGACGACUUCGGCUGGGAUGUCACCGACGCCCGAAAGAUCUGGACCUUCGGUCCCGACGGCACUGGUGCCAACCUGCUGAUCGACCAGACCAAGGCCGUUCAGUACCUCAACGAAAUCAAGGAUUCCGUUGUGUCCGGUUUCCAGUGGGCCAGUCGUGAGGGUCCCGUCGCUGAGGAGCCCAUGCGAUCCAUCCGCUUCAACAUCCUCGAUGUUACCCUCCACGCUGAUGCUAUUCACCGUGGUGGUGGUCAGAUCAUCCCCACUGCCCGCCGUGUCCUGUACGCUGCUGCCCUGCUCGCCGAGCCCGCCCUCAUGGAGCCCGUGUACCUGGUCGAGAUUCAGGUCCCCGAGAACGCCAUGGGUGGUGUGUACGGUGUCCUUACCCGACGACGUGGUCACGUCUUCAACGAGGAGCAGCGUCCCGGUACUCCUCUGUUCAACAUCAAGGCCUACCUCCCCAUUCUGGAGUCUUUCGGCUUCAACGCCGACCUUCGACAGGCCACCUCCGGACAGGCUUUCCCCCAGUCCGUGUUCGACCACUGGCAGAUCCUCCCCGGUGGCUCUCCCCUCGACAGCAGCUCCAAGGUCGGUGCCAUCGUCACCGACAUGCGAAAGCGCAAGGGUGUCAAGGUCGAGGUGCCCGGUGUCGAGAACUACUACGACAAGCUGUAAGCGGCUUUUUAAUACGCCGAUGGAAGGACGAAGGAUGCCACAAUGGGCACAUGACAUCAACCGGCUGGUAACGAAGAUUCGGGAUGUAUGCUCGAGCCCAUGGAGGAGCUCCUUGUUGAGCUUAGGAGGGGCAUGCUGAGCGAAUACCAAAGUAAAAGAAAAAAGUCGAGUGGCCGGGUUGAGGCUGAAUGCCAUGAGGAAGCUCGAUUCGGCUUUUUAUGCAGUUAUGUCGUAUUGAUGAGUUGAACACGUUAGAUUGAAGUUCAAG
Messenger RNA from Fusarium vanettenii 77-13-4, 3018 nucleotides. RefSeq lists its product as uncharacterized. The transcript has 3 exons. Gene Ontology annotation, cellular component: ribonucleoprotein complex; cytosol. The record is from RefSeq and is a predicted model, not a curated record. Gene Ontology annotation, biological process: translational elongation. Bases 216 to 2750 code for a protein of 844 amino acids. NCBI's taxonomy places the organism in Eukaryota, Fungi, Ascomycota, Sordariomycetes, Hypocreales, Nectriaceae. Gene Ontology annotation, molecular function: GTPase activity; translation elongation factor activity; GTP binding.